Messenger RNA from Oreochromis aureus, 2404 nucleotides. Its product is annotated as probable ribonuclease ZC3H12D. NCBI's taxonomy places the organism in Eukaryota, Metazoa, Chordata, Actinopteri, Cichliformes, Cichlidae. Gene Ontology annotation, biological process: 3'-UTR-mediated mRNA destabilization; nuclear-transcribed mRNA catabolic process, RNase MRP-dependent. Gene Ontology annotation, molecular function: metal ion binding; RNA endonuclease activity; mRNA binding. The transcript has 6 exons. Gene Ontology annotation, cellular component: cytoplasmic ribonucleoprotein granule; nucleus. The coding region runs from base 120 to 1931 and encodes 603 amino acids. The record is from RefSeq and is a predicted model, not a curated record.
UAUCUAUGUAAGUCACUCACUGAGAGCAGAUCCCACACACACUCACACACACACAGAGGGAGAGAGAUUAAUGCUGCGAGCCACUACCUGCUGAAUCUGCUGUCUCCGUGGAAACGCCGAUGAGGCACAAUAAGGAGACGAAGAGUAGGAUUCCCCAGCCAGACGGUCCCGAGCGCGCACAGGAGGAGGAGAGGAGCCACUCUGAUUCGCUGGCAACCAUGGACGCCAAAGUGGAGCGCUUUCUCAAGUUAGGAUACUCUUACGCUGACAUCCUCAGGGUACUGGAGAGCCUCCGGCACGACGCCCAGACCAAUGACAUCUUGGAGGAGCUGAUAAAGACGUGCCACACUCGCACCCACAACAACAGGAGCGUGCCAAACAGCCCCAAGCUGGUGCCCAGAGGCUGCAGCCCCAGCCCCAGCCAAGCCAGACCGGGACCGGACAGAGAAGCGGCAGCUGUAUUCAGACCGGUUGUUAUAGACGGCAGCAACGUGGCCAUGAGCCACGGCAACAAGAAGGUGUUUUCGUGCCAGGGUCUCCAGCUGGCAGUAAACUGGUUUUGGGACAAAGGGAUGCGCGACAUCACUGUGUUCGUCCCCCUGUGGAGGAAGGAGCAGCCGAAGCCUGAGGCGCCCAUCACAGAUCAACAUAUUCUCCACGAGCUGGAGAGGAGGAAGAUCCUGGUGUAUACGCCAUCCCGCUGCGUAAACGGGAAGAGGGUGGUGUGCUAUGAUGACCGCUACAUAGUCAAACUGGCCUUUGACUCAGAUGGCAUCAUCGUGUCCAAUGACAACUACCGCGACCUGCAGACAGAGAACCCCCAGUGGAAGAAAUUCAUAGAGGAGAGGCUGCUGAUGUACACAUUCGCUAAUGACAAGUUUAUGCCUCCAGAUGAUCCUCUGGGCAGGAAUGGUCCCACUAUUGAUGAUUUUCUGAGAAAGAAGCCACGCACCCCAGAAAACAAGCUGCAGCACUGUCCAUAUGGAAAGAAAUGCACUUAUGGAGUAAAGUGUAAGUUCUACCAUCCAGAGAGGGCCAACCAAUCCCAGUUGUCAGUGGCUGAUGAGCUGAGGGCUCUAAGAGACAGAGACAGAGCCAAGAACAUCUCCCCUGCUGCAUAUCAGCAGGAGCACAGGUACAUCUCCUCCACCCCUCCACCUCUGGGCAUAGAUGAGCUGUCACACAGGGCUUCACCAGGGGAGCAGUCCAUCUGUCAGAGGGACACCAGCAGCCCGAGAAACCAAAUGAACUCGAGUCUCCAACACUGCCCGAGCCCAGAUAUAGAUGAAGCCUUCAGCUCCAUGGACAGCUCUCUGUCACGGCUCUAUAUCCAUGACAUGGCCCACAGCAGGGAGCAGCCUGUGCACAGCUGCAGCAGCGGGGUGGCCAGCUACAGCCUGAGUCAAGAUGAGUACUCUGGGUCGUAUGGUGGCAACGCCCCGAGGAUCUGCCUGAACGGGGGUUACUACGCUCAGCCAAACGGACUGGCAUCACGUGAGCCCCCCAUGUGUAGUCAAUGCAGGUGCUGUCACCAGCAGACCAGAAUAUCCCCAAACAGCCACCAGCAGCAGCAGCACCAGCACCACCACCUCCAGCAGCAUGGAUGGAGCUCAUGUCCAGCUCUACCACCACAUAAUGGGGAGCUUCCCUCUCAUUUUGCAGAGAAGCAAUACUACAGACAGCCCUCCCACAGACAGACCCACAGCUUGCCCAGGGACCCAUGGGUGCAGGGCAGCCUGUCUGACCCUAGGCUGAGCAGUGGGGCUAAGAGCCCACUGAGUGAGCGGAGGAAGGCUCUGAGGAUCCAGCUUAGCACCCUAUUCCCCCAGAACAUGGUAGAGCAAGUCAUGAAUGCUUACCCGCACGUGUCCGACAUGUCUGAACUGAUUUCUCUCAUCCAGAACUACAGAGCGAGCCACAUCACUUUCUAGAUCCCAAAGACUUUUUUUUUUUUUUUUUACAUUUCUUCAAACUGAGCCCAUGUUGGAGUUCUCAAAAAAGAAAAGAAAAGUGAAAACUGAAGAACGAGAGCACUUCUCGAAAUGACUGUGAAUUCAUUAUGACAGUUUGUACUGUGCAAAAUGAUUUGUCUUGCUUGAACAUGAUGCAAACUUACUCUUCAUUUGAAGCAUUACAAAGUGACACGAUCUGCAGAAAAUGUAGACCGAAUGCUCUCUCUUUAUCCUAGUGUAAAAGUGCAAUGCACUAAGCUCCAUACAAGCUACUUAUUGUAGCCUGAAAAAUGUUUUUUUUGUUUUAAAUAAAAGCAGCAUGUGUUGUUUUCCCAUGUUGCCUCAAAGUGAGGAACGCUAUAUUCUAUAUUUCUGUAAAGAAUGUCAUUUAUCUGUUUUAAUAUGAAUUCGAAUGCCUUGUUUUUGCUGAGAAAUAAAAGCGCUCAAACCAC